This is a messenger RNA of Xiphophorus maculatus (southern platyfish), 7864 nucleotides long. Its product is annotated as Mab-21 domain containing 2. The record is from RefSeq and is a predicted model, not a curated record. NCBI's taxonomy places the organism in Eukaryota, Metazoa, Chordata, Actinopteri, Cyprinodontiformes, Poeciliidae. The coding region runs from base 1277 to 2539 and encodes 420 amino acids. The transcript is spliced from 3 exons.
UCAGCAAGCACGACCAGCGGGAGUACGACGACCAGCGUGCUCUGGAGAUCCACACGGCCAAGGACUUCAUCUUCUCCAUGCUGGUGUCUGAGAAGCAGGCGGCGGUUCGCCUCACCGCAGCGCUGGAAUGCGUUCGGCAGCCUGGAGCCGGCUGGAGUCCUUUCAGCUCCGGACCCGACCAAUCCGGUCCAUCUGCAGACUCAAUGACCCGUCCAGACUCAUCGGGGGUCCCAGAGAGGGGCCACCGGCCACCCUUAGAGAAACGCCUCCAAAAGCAGGGCUGGACCCAAACUGACCCAAAAGGAAACAGAGUUAGUUCUGACUUAUGAAUGGGACUGAUGGUUUUACCUCCUGAUGGCGCUGAUGAGACGGGAGAAUCCCUCUGUCCAGCCACUAAUCCUUCAGAUCCUGCAGGAUGGAAGAUCUUAGAAAGUCGGUUAUUUCUCGUUAAAUUUGCUGCAUUUGUUAGAAAAUGAAUCUGUGGAUUUUGGAGCAAACUGGGACAAACGGCACCAGUCCGGGACAAACGGCACCAGUCCGGGACAAACGGCACCAGUCUGGGACAGACUGGGACAAACGGCCCCUUGUUGCUCCGUGUACAGACCGGCUGCCCCGCACCAUUAUGCUGCCUCCAACCAGUGCUGCUCUGCAUUGGUUGGAGGAUUUGGUAAUGGUUUUAUAGCUGUGUUGGUGGCUAUAGAGUGUCAGUGGGUCCAGUGGGUCCACUCUGCUCGUUGACCCACCGACACAUUUUCUUACCAAAUGCAGCACCACUUCAGUGAAGUUAAAAGUUUUCUUGUUUUGAAAGAUUUACUGCAAAGGAAUUUUCAACCAAACGGGAAAUUCCUUCUAGCUCUUUCUUUGGCUCGUCCUUCGACCCAUGGGUUGCCGGUUUCAGACGCCGGCCCGUCCGUCUGUCCCGUUGUGCGAUUGGACACGUUGCCUACUGGUGGUGGUCAGAAGGUCAGAGGGCAACCUUGCCUUUGUCCCCAGAGCAGCUGUGGCUACUGUCCAGUAGCUUCCCACCAUCAGUGUCUCCUACUGGAGAGUUGAGGGUUUUUCCUGGGGUCACUUCCUCAGUGACGUACAUGACUUUAGAUUAAACACAACGUUGCAGUAAGUUACUUCUGUCUGUUUGUUUAUUCCUGCGCCAGCACAGAGUAUUUUCACCAAAAGUACAUUUUAAACUCUCGGAAGCCUUAACUAUUCAUAGCCUUUAACCCUCCACCUGUUGAAGAUUUGUCUGGCCAGGUUUCAGGUGAUUGGCUGGAGAAGAAUGGUUCAGAAACUGGACCAGAAGCUCCCAGUGGCCAAUGAGUACCUACUCCUUUCUGGAGGCGUUCGGGAAGGUGUGGUGGACAUGGACCUGGAUGAGCUCAGUGUCUACGCCCGCGGCACAGACUACGACAUGGACUUCACUCUACUGGUCCCCGCACUUAAACUCCACGACCGGAACCAGCCGGUGACCCUGGACAUGCGGCACUCGGCGCUGGGCCACUCCUGGCUCAGCCUACGGCUCUUUGACGAAGGAACCAUCAACAAGUGGAAGGACUGCUGCACUGUCGUCGAUCACAUCAACGGGACCACCAACUACUUCUUCUCCCCAACACUGGUGGCCGACUGGUUCUACCAGUCCAUCUCUCUUGUGCUGCUGGAGGUGCAGAAGAAGCCACAGAGAGGGAUGCCGAGGGUGGAGAAGGUGGAUCGGAACGGGACCAUCAUCUCCGUCAUCCUGGGGGUCGGCAGCAGCCGGAUGCUCUACGACAUCGUCCCGGUGGUGUCGUUUAAAGGCUGGCCUGCGGUGGCCCAGAGCUGGCUGAUGGAGAACCACUUCUGGGACGGGAAGAUCACAGAGGAGGAGGUGAUCAGCGGCUUCUACCUCGUCCCCGCCUGCUCCUACAAAGGCCGCAAGGAGAACGAGUGGCGCCUGUCGUUCGCCCGCAGCGAGGUUCAGCUGAAGAAGUGCAUUUCGUCGAGCCUGAUGCAGGCGUACCAGGCCUGCAAGGCCAUCAUCAUCAAGCUGUUGUCCCGGCCCAAAGCCAUCAGUCCCUACCAUCUGCGCAGCAUCAUGCUGUGGGCCUGCGACCGUCUCCCAGCCAACUAUCUGGCUCAGGACGACUUCUCCGCCCACUUCCUGCUGGGCCUGAUUGACGACUUGCAGCACUGUCUCGUCAACAAGAUGUGUCCCAACUACUUCAUCCCUCAGUGCAACAUGUUGGAGCACCUGUCCGAUGAGACGGCCAUGCUGCACGCCCGCAAACUGUCCUCGGUGCGCUCCGACCCGGCCGAGCACCUCCGCACCACCAUCGAGCACGCCAAGGCCGCCAACAGGUUGACGGUGGAAGUGCAGUGGCGAGGCAGCUCCACCAACCUGCCGUCGCCGCAGUCCGACGCCGGCGGUGAGAACCAGCCUGACGAUCGGCUCGCCAAGAAGCUUCAGCAGCUGGUGACGGAGAAUCCUGGGAAGUCCAUCUCAGUGUUCAUCAACCCGGACGACGUCACGCGGCCGCACUUCCGCAUCGACGACAAGUUCUUCUGAGACUGAGACGUUCCCCUCCCCUCUCCUUCACCCGGUGACCCUGCCUCUGAAACUUUCUUUUUUUAACUUUUUUUAUGUUUCCUGCCACAAAGUGAAGUGAUUGUCUAGUAAUCUGCCACAGUUUCUUAUUUUUAGUUUUAUUUUUCUACUCCCUUCCCCUCUGCCCUGGUUUUUCACUGUGUGCCCUGUGUUUUUUACCUUCUCAAUGCCUUUUAAACUGACAGCUUGUUCUUAAAACUGAAGGAAGGGACUGAAAUCCACCUCCUGAUCCGAGUGCUGGUCCUGAAAAAUGUUGAGACUUAUCAGGGAUCCUGGAAAAGAGACAAACAUCAAUUUCCUGAAUAAAUCCGGUGUAUUUUGGGUUCUCUUGAUUGGAGACGUAAAAGCUCCGUUGUUGAGUGAAUAACUGGGGCAGAAGUUGUUGUGUUGUCUUGGAACCAGGAGUGGACCCUGCAGAGAUCCUGUGACGGUGGAUUCAGUCCCUCUGAGGAAUGUCUUGUCCCUGCUGGGGGACGACGGUACUAAAGUCUUAGAAACUAACUGUAAAUAAGUAGAAGAAAAACUGACUGAAGAGUGUAGAAGGACGGAAAACAUACUAAUGUUAAUUUGUGGGCUACUUUUCGUCUAAUUUUGCACAGAAUGUAAAAAUCACCUCCUUUCCUCCUGAUUGUGGUUUUAAAUUGAACUGAAUGUGAGCGGAGAGGCGACACUGUGCCGAUGGAGCUGCUGUCACUUCCACCGCGUUUCCUCUGAAAAUCUGGUUCAUGUUGCGUUUCUUUGUGUUGUGAAGAACAAACAGCAGGAACCUUCAGACAGACGCUGGCCUCUUCCACUUUCAUAUGCUUUAAACUUGCAGAAGGGGGAGCUAGUGAGCCUAGUGCUGCAGUAGUGAAGUGUUGGCCUGCAGCCGCCUGGUUAGGACGUGCUAGGCGGCUAACGUUGUAGCAGGUGUGGCAUUUAAAUGGCAGCUCUUCUUCAAUGCAACAUCACCAGUUUAUUCAACUCCCAUAAGACGGAGAACGUGAAGUAACUCCGAAGCUACACAAGAACAGCGUUUACACCAAUGAUCAAAACCACCUGGAUGCUAACUGUUGAACUCCAGCUCAUAUAGCAGCGCCAUCUGGUGACCAAACACAUAAAACGCAUAUUUGACUCCUACAGAGAGAUAUCUGUGACCCAAAGCUCUCAACCUCGGUGUAAAACUUACACUAAGGUACCUGAAGUUUUUGACAUUUACGCGACCAACAACCGCUAGCUGCCGCUAACGUUUCCUCAUCGGCCACCGACACAAGAAUGCUCCUCCCGUGACACCGCCGUGAUUUCUGUUUCCCGUUACGCUCAGCGUACGCUCAGUCGCUGCUGUGAAUCUUUAGAAAUGUAUCGGGGUCACUCUCAUGACUUCUGCAUUUUCAGCUGGACUCCUUCAGUUAGUGGCUGCAGUACCGAAUGGACCAAAACCGUCCAGUUAGGUGAGUCGGUACCAGCAGACGCCUCAGUAGGGACACCUGGUGGUUGGUCAGGUAAAUGAAGUCCACUCUGCUGUUGUCACAAUUAACUUGUCAAUUAAAAAAUGCAAGAAUAUUACAGAGGGGAAAUGCCUGGAGAGUCAAAACCAGACCGGUUUCCAUGGCGACUUCCUGCAUUUCAGUGACAGUUCGUUAACAAGUGAAGCUUUAAACAGGAGCUAAAUCUAAAACUCUGUUUUGUUGAACGUUGAGUGUCAGAAGCUCCUGGUGGAGAUCUGACACGUUAAACUCUGAGCUGAAGCUGAGUGGACAGGAAACCGACUUCCUGUGACCCGUUUAAACUGAACCAUGGUUCUGCUGGGAAGAAUGACUGACAUGGAGAUCCAAACAGCUUUCACAAAAAUCCCCUCAUGGUCUUAACAUUUUUACUAAACUUUGUGAACAGAUCAGCGAAUCGUCUGCAAACGUUUUUACAUUCAUAGCAGCUGAAACAUUUUGAUGCUUUUUUAUCCUCAAUAUCAGGUCAAUGUCACAAAUACUUCACCUCUAAUAUAUCAGAGUGACCUUUGACCCUGGAGUUACAUCUUAUCAGCACAUGUGACUCUCCUCUCGUCUUCUCGAUGUUUUUCCAGAACCGGUGACACAGUUUGAUAUCAGUUCUGCUGUUAGUAAGAUCAUGUGUUUAAGCAAUAACUUCUGUAGGUUAAGCAGAACAGAACCGGUUUAAUUCGGGUUUAGGAGUUUCUGGAUGAGUUUUCCUGGGUUUGGUUCCGGUUAGUGUGAAAGUGGAAGAGUCCGUCGGCUCAUCUGUCAGGUGGACCUGCCGGAUGACGGUCCUGCAUCGGCUACAGGGUCGCAGGUCGCCGCCUCCACAUGGAUGGUCACUUGAUUCAGGAACUUCCUGUUUGAUAAGCUAACUCUUGUCUCCAGCUGCUUCUUUGUGUUUAAAGCGACGGGUCGGGUCCGGCUGCUUCCCGGCCGACCCGCUCCCACAUUGGCUGUCUGUCCCGAACAUCACCACCAAAACAAGAGGCUUCUCCUGCGGCCGUCGGGCCGGUUAUGUCGUCUCCACAUAUCCUCAUCCUCAAGUGCAAUUAGUGAAUGUACACAAAGACACGUAGCAUGAAGACACUCCAGGUCUGAGCUGCUCAGCUCCUCCACUGACUCACUCAGAGGCCCUGAAGCCAUCAAAGUGCCACACACACACACACACACACACACACACUCUCCUGCUCGGUGGAAAUGUCGUCGGUGUUUUCUGACCCGGUCUCCUGUUGGGCUGUGACUCUUUCUGUUCUGUGUUUUGCUGCUUCCUGCUGAUGAUGGAUUUUAGUUUUGAACUCAGAUGGUUGAGAACUUCCUGCACUGUAACACCAGAGUCCUCAUAAACACGUCUAACCUGAACGCACCGCCUCUGCUCCUCUCUCCUCUGUUCGGUUGACUCUUAUUCAUAAAUCAUAACUUAACCAGAAAUGUUUAUUUUUUAAUAUCGCUGCCUCCUUUAAAUCUCCUUAUGAUUCUAAAACCCAACUAAGAAAAAACUGAUGUUUUUAAAUCCAGACAUGACAAAUGAAGAUUUUCCAUGGAAUAAUUACGUUCAAUUACAAGAAAUAUUUACUCAGAUCUGUUUCUCUUAUCAGGUUGGAAACCUGAUUUUGUUUUAUUUUUUUUACAUUUUCACAAAAAUCCAUUAAAAAAAAACUUUAAAAAAAUCUUCAUUUUGUUUCAAUGAAGAUAAACUUUAUUAUACUAUACAUAUAGAAAAUAAGACUAAAACUACAGGCUCAAGAGCAGAACCCUGUGGAUCUCCGUUUUUAAUAGACUGUAUGGAAAAAUGUUCCCUAACCUGCAGAAGCAGCUUUGAAACUUGAAAUCUAGAAAUGUGGAUUCCUGCGGGUCUCUGGUGCUUCACCAGGUUUUAUUUCACAGAGCAACAAAGAGAAAACGAAAAAUGUUCUCCAGAAAAGUCAUGAUAACAAAUGUUAGGAUUGUUUAGGAAAAUAUACAAUAAGGAUGAGAAAGAGAAAAAUCUGGAGUCAGAUCAGCUCAUUUUAGUUAUACUAAAAAUUUCAGACAUAAUAAGCAUUUGUAAACAUAACUUUUAGCAUAUCGUCUCCUGCUCACCUUUACUAAUCAUUAAUAAACAGUUAUUAAUGAUUUCUAAAGCCCUUGCAGAUGAACUGAUAAACUAUUUAUCCUUACAGUAAAUUAGUACUGAUUUCUUUUUAAAGGAUUCAGAAGGUAAAAUAAAUAAGGAUAGAAAACUUUUCAUACUUGCUGAACAUGGUUUAUGGGAAACCUGUGACUUCUUUUGAUUGGUUUAAAAGCAGACACGUGACCUGGUUCCUGAUCUCAGUCGGGUGUUGUGGUUUGCUGUAGUUUCGUCUGACUGCCGCCAGGGGGCAGCAGUGAGCGCAGCAGCUCCUGAAGAUUUUCUGUCCAUUUUGUUUCUUAUUUUUACAUUUUUCUUCCUCUAUUUCUAUUUUUAUAGUUUUAUAUUGGAAGCCGUCAUGAUGAAUAAAGAACCUGGAUGUCUUUCAGCUUCAGGAUGAUUUUUAGUUUCUCUAGUUUCUGUUUUUAGUUUUCCUCUCUGGUAACACUUCCUGUUUGUCUUUUCCUUUCUUCCUGCUUUUCAAUCAUUUUCUCUCCUACAUAAUUAAUUUCCAUCUUCUCUUUUUUCCUGCUGUUUUGUGAUAAUUUAACUUUUUAUUUUCUUAUUUUUAUUUAUUUUGUCAUCAUUUUCUUUUUUGUUUAGUCUUUUUUGUUUCUCUGCUUUUCUUCCUUUUCAUUUUCCGUAUUGUCUCACCCCUUCAUUUCUUCUCUCCUCCGUUCUUCAGCUGUUUCUUUUAUUUUUACACUAUCAGUUCAUUUCGCUGUCGGUUUCCAGAUUUAUUCAGAUUUAUGUUCUUUCUCACAGAAACUCAGAAUUUAAUGUUUGGUUGAUUUUGUUUCUGUUUUUAUGACACUUCUUGGCAGUAAAUCUAAUAAUUCAUGAAAGUCUGAUUACUCCUACCUAAACGUUGUUAACACACCGGCUGACUUGUGCUUUAAGACUGGAGCUGGUGUCCCACAACAGUGUGUGACCAGUAUUAUUAUUUCUAAUAAGCAAAGAAAUAAUGAAUUUUCCCACAUUUUUUCUCUUAUUUUAAUGUGUUAAUUCUCGGGUCAUUAUUCUUUUAUUCAUUUUUUUCAGCUUCCAUCCUAAAGUUUCUUACUUCCUGUUCUCUGAUUCUGCUUCCUGUUUUCUCCUGAUUCAGUUGUUUUUCCCUCCAGCUUCCUGUCGUCUCAGCACCUGUCCUCCACCUGCUCUCCGCCUCUCUCCGUCCUGCUGCGUUUAUGGCUGAGCUCGUUGCCGUGCCAACGGGAAACCAUCCAUCAUCCUAACAUGCUGAAAGUACAAAGCGCUCAGAGAAAAGCCCUGACGCUGUACAGAAACAGAACCUUCUCCAGUUUGUUUUCCGUCCUGUGAUCCAGAUUUCCCAGUGAACCUCGUUAGCUCCGUAGCGAGUUGAGGCUGUUUUGGACUUUAGCUGCUUUUUCACUUAAUUUCACAUCAACUGAACAUUUACAGAGGAAUUAUUUGAGUAUUUAACCCGGCGAACUCUGACCUCUCAGUGAUUCAGGCUACAUUCCCACCAGCCCAGUUCAGUCACUUUAACCCGACUCCGGUCCCUCAGGCUAUAAACUCCGGUCCGUUUGGUGAGGUGUGAAUGCUAAUCGACCUGUGACCUCUGACCUCUGGUCUGGUUUAAACUAAUUUGAAUAAUAAACUGAUUGAUAACUGGGAUCAGUUACUGUAAUGGUUUUUAUUUUCUCAAGACGACACUUGUGAACAUAAAUAAACUGAACUGAAAACAGA